UCACUUGAAUUUCGCCGUAUUCGUAUUCGUAGCGCAGCGUCGCGGUGUAUUUGUUUGUGGUUGUUUUGCAUUUUAUGUUCGGUUCACUUUGGAAUUUUGCGCGAUGCGGCGGUGAAAAGUAAUUUUCUCAUUGGCAAUACAAAAUGAGGAUUUUUCUAAAUUAUUUGAUGUGUAAAUGGCAUAGAAAAUCAGAAAAUGUUAUCACUUGACACAAUAAAAGAGUGAAGAAAAGAAAUAAAAAGGGGAAUUUUAAUUUGAAAGAAAACUGAAUUUGGUAAGACGAGCAGAACAAAAGGCUUUAAAUAUUUUGCGCGCCCUUGAAACCGUGCGCGCAGUGGCAAAAAUUUCAAAGAAGUGUGUUGAAAGAAGUGGUUCAGUACAAUUUGUGGUGCUAAUAAUAUAAGUGAGAUUUUAAAGAAAAUAAUAUUUCUUUUUAAAAUAGCAAUCUUUCGGUAAAAAUUGUGUUACUUUUAAACCAGGUGUUUGUUGCUUUCCCCAAAGUUACGAGUAUUUUCCAUUGCCGUUCGAUCAACAGCUGCAAACCCAGUUAUGUGUACAACGUACGCUGGUGUUUGCGCAUUUUAAAAUUUACAUUUAUGGAAUUUAGUUGAAUUAUUGAAGUUAAGUGCUGAUUCCAAUCCAAAAUUACCUGACCUCUCUGCGAGAAGGUUAGCAAUUUAACAAAUUAUAUACAUAAAAUAGCUGGAAUAUUAAAAAAGUUAUAUGGACGCAAUGGAAACUAUAGAUGAACAAUCUAAAAGUGAAAUGUCAAUUUCACCUUCACCCUCGCCUGAGAAUCUGAGGAUCUGUCUGGUUGGCGAUGUCGUUAACGAUACAGAAACCGUGGAGGCUGCGCGCUGUUUUAAUGUUCCUGUCAUCACCUCCGAGAAUGGCUUGGACGUGCUCAACGACUAUGAGUGGCGCACCUUCUUUGUGCUGAAAGAUUUCGAGGGUCCCAUAUACGAUGCGAUACACAGAAAUAAACAGUGCAUUUUGGGUCCACCUGCCUUGAAGCAUGCUGCCGAAUCUAAGGAUGGACUCAUACGCAACGCGCGACCCGUUUACAAUUACUCAAUGCGCGGCGUGGUGACGUGUUUUACAGGCAUACGCAAGAAGGAUGAGUUGACGCGUCUCGUCAAUCUCAUACAUUCGAUGGGCGGUUGCAUACGCAAAGACAUGAAUUCCAAGAUCACACAUCUAAUUUGCAGUCACAGCGGCGGCGAUAAGUAUCAAUAUGCGAAAACAUUUCGUUUGACCGUGGUGCGACCGGCCUGGGUUUAUGCCGCUUGGGAGCGACGCGACGAACUGCAGUUUCGUGCGACGACCGAUGAUUUUUCGCGCGAGCAUAAACUGAAAGCAUUUGAAGGUCAGAAGAUUUGCUUCUUCGGCUUCCCCGCCGACGAGCAUCAACACAUGGUCGAUGUGCUGCUCAGCAAUGGGGGCGUGCCGGCGGAGUUGGAUGAUCCCGAGUGUUCGCAUGUCGUCAUGCCUAAUACUGGUGGUUAUUUUCUCGAAACCAUGACUAACACUUGCAAUUCACCCAAGCCCCAGCCCAUAAUAACUAACCCACAAUCCCAUCCCCAACCAUCAACACCAAAGCGUCUCUACAAAACUGAAACCGUUGAGACGACGUCGACACAAAAAUCAACGGAAGCCAAUAGUGAAGCAGCCGCAUUGGUUGUGACAAUGCCGCCAAGCGUAGCCAUUGAUAAGACUGAAGGAAAGAGUGUAAAUGAAAAGGAGCCUGAAAAGAGAAUAGCAACUGCGAACGCCGAUUGCCAAAUGGAUGUGGAUGAUGCGUGUUCGACGGAGCAGCUCGUUGACACACCUGAAGCAGAGGACUUUGUUGACCCUGAUAAUAAUGUUGAUGAUGGUAAUGAUGAUGAUGAUGAUGACGGUGAUUACUUUGAUGAACGCCUGGUCGUGGACUAUGAUCGAAAUAAGGCGCUGCAACAUGGCUCGCCGCUGCCCGAAGGCGUCGAUAUAGACGAUCCCGAAGAUGCGAUGCCAGUCGGGCAGCAGAAUGCCAGCACGCCACAGAAGCCGCCAGCACCAACAGCUCUUGCAACGCCGUCCAAGUAUGACAUUAAUGCUAAUUCGAGUGGAGCGGAGUUGGAAACAGAAAAUGUUAAAUCCUUAACGAGUGAUGACCUCAAUGAAAAUGCAAGCACACCAAUAAAAACAACAAACGUUACAGCUGUUGACAAUGCAGACCCUAAUAAAAGCACCACUGACGGUAUUAUACUCACGAAAGAGACGUUUCAUAAUCCAAAUAAUAUUUCGCCCAUAUUAAAUGCAAUGCCAGAGGCAACGGUGACCGCUGCAAAACCCACAAGUACUUUACAAAUACCAAAUUUGAUAGUCACUGCCAACUCAUCGCCCGAAAACGAGCCGUCUCCGAUGGAGGUUGAGGCGGAGGCGUACGACAUGAACGCCGACGUUGAAGAAGAAGAUUUCGGCGGCUUGAAUGAGUUGAAGCGCAAACGCGAAAGUUUCGAUAGCAUUUCACUAAUGUCGGUGGAAUCUUUUGCGCUGCCGAAUAGUACGAAAAAACCGAAACUCUUACGUACCGGCUCCAUAACACGUUCUAUACGCCGUUCGAUGAGCUUUGUCGCCGUGCGCACACCCAUCUCGAAAAUGUUGCGUCCACGUCGCAGUUCGGUGGCGCUCGAUGGUGCACCUAACGAUGAAGAUGGCUGCAAUGCGGAUGAUUCCUUCUGCUCAAUCGCUUCUAUAGAGAGCACUUUCAACGAAUCGAUACGUAAGCCGGUUAAGGAGAAAUUUCGGAGUCUACGCAAUCGCAUAACGCGCAGCAGCAGCAAAAAAGACAAACAUAAUUUGCAUUCGCAGCCGAUUACGCCGGAGAAGGAUGAGAAAUAUGAGCGUGAAAUGCCGAAUAGUGGCUUCAAGACACCCAAAGCACCGGCGAAAUUCCUCAGCGCCGCCGCAAAGGCAAUUGGCACACCAAAGUCGUUCGCCAAACAUGCGCUACUCUCCGCAUCAUCGCCCUCAACAUCAACAUUGGCAUCAAAUAAGCUGGCAAGUGCUGGCUUGGAAUGUUCUAAGUCGCCCAUUGCAGCUGCAGUUGUGCCGCCGUCAGUUGAUACCCCCACAGCUGCCACUUACAUAACACCUGCUACCUUGUCAUUGCCGCAUUCGCCGCCGCCUAUGCAAAAUUCAAAGUUAAUAGCUAAUCAGGAAAUCAUCCAGCAAAAUACGCAACUUCAUGCUCCGGCUCAAGCUCAAACGCUGGAAAACGUUCAGUGUAAACGCGAACUUAUGCAAAGCGCUGCCGUCGGACGUUCUUUAAUGGUUGUUGAUGAGCACACCACACAAGCCAAGCCAGAGCUGAAAAAUCACCGCACACAUAUUCUCAAGUCCGAUUGGUUCUGGUAUACCAUACAGAAUGGCUACGCGGACGAGAUGGAUUACCUCUUCGGCGAUUAUUUGGACAGUAUUGCGAAUACGCCCAAUACCGAUCGUCGUGAUUCACUGCCCAUCAGUUUUAAUAAGCGGAAACGGAAACGUUUUUCACAACGCAUACAAUUCGAAGGCACACCAAUCGGGUCGGGCAAGCGUCGUUCGUCCGUCUCGGAUGCCGGUCUUUUGUCGGUGUCGGGUAGCUUCUUCGAUUGCACCACCAGCCCGGACAAGUUGGAGGCUGGCAAGUUGCACAACGAAGUGCAUAUUGAAACGCCAACAGUUUGUGAAUCGACGCCGGCGAAGAAAUCGAUGCGUUUCAAUCAUUUUAUGGACUUCUUCAGCACCGAGUCCAACUAUGUGGGCAUAUUAGACACAAUAGUGAAGCUCUUCAAGAAUCCACUCGAGGAAAUUGCGGAAACCAACGACGCUCUACUCAAUAAAUCCGAGAUCAAAUCGAUCUUCAACAAUUUUCUGCCUAUACACGAAGUGCAUCAGUGCAUGCUGGAGAGUUUGCGCGCGAUACAGGGUAAAUGGUCGGAGGAUUGUUUAAUUGGUGAUAUCAUAUUGCAGCAUCGUGAUGAGCUAACGAAGGCGUAUCCACCGUAUGUGAACUUUUUCGAACAAAUGAAGGAAACACUGCAACAAUGUGAUAGUCAAAAUCCACGUUUCCAUGCGUUUCUAAAAAUCAAUCAAACAAAACCGGAAUGCGGUCGGCAGAGCUUGCAGGAUCUAAUGAUACGCCCCGUGCAAAGACUGCCGAGCAUUAGUUUGUUGUUGAACGACAUUUUAAAGCACACAAACAAAAACAAUCCCGACUAUGUUAAACUUGAGCAGGCACUCAAAGCCAUCAAGGAGGUCAUGAUGCAUAUUAACGAGGACAAACGGAAGACGGAAUCGCGCAUGGCGAUAUUUGAUAUCUUCAAUGACAUUGAAGGUUGUCCGGCUCAUUUAGUUUCCUCGAAUCGUAGUUUCAUUUCCAAGUGCGAAGUAACGGAACUCUCUGAUAAUCUUAGCGGUCGUGGCGAUACGCUCAUGUUGUACUUAUUCUCCGACACAAUAGAGGUGUGUAAAAAGCGUUCGCGUGCCUUCAAUACGGCGAAAUCGCCGAGCUCUACAAAAUCACACAAACACGUGAAGUUGGUGUCACUGAAUGCGAUACGUUUUGUCAUUGACAUCACCGACAGUCCGCGCGCUUUCGCCUUACUUUGCCGCCAAGAUAAGGAGAAGCUCUUCUCGUUCACCAUAACCGAUGAUGAAACGGAUAAGGUGGUGUAUUUGAAGUUGCUGUGCAAGCAGAUGGCGGAGAACGCUUGUCGCACGGACACGGUCAGCGCAUUACUGAGUCGCACCUCACAGGAGUUGGAAGUGGAUAUCAGUGAUGUGAAUUUGAGCACUUUGUCGAAGGCGUUCAAGUUGGCGGCGCGUACGCGUCAAAAGGUGGGCCGUGCAUUUUCAUUUAACAAAACUCCCUCGAAACUAAAGCGAGCCGUCUCCACGAUGAUGACACCCCCCUUUGGCAGCACAAACUCAUUAACGCCCGCCUCGCAACUGGCGCAAAUGCGUUUGGCCAGUUGUGCAAAUAUACACGAGGCGGUCGAUGAGGAGGGUAACCGCAGCAGUUCACCUUCAGCUCAAUCGGAAAUAUUGCUGCCACCACUUUCCGUGCAACCGAUGCGCAAAAAUAAGUCCUCGACGAUGGGUGUUGUGGGGCGUCUUUAGGCAUUGCAGCUGUUGAGCCGGUGAAAUGCAUAAAGAAACUGUUUCGAAUUUGUUUACAAAGCUGCAGCAGCGUUUGAGGAAUGUUGUUGAAUAGCGGCCGUUGUUCGCUACUCGCUUAAUUGCUAAGCAUUGUCGUGCAUUCAGCGCUACAUCGUACAAAAUUAUACUCGCGUUGGUAAACCUAACCUAUAAUUGGCUGUCUAUGUUCGAUUAUAGACGCUGCAUUCUAAGCAAACUUUUGGCAAAUUUCACAAUGAUUUCAACAGCAGCUGUGUAACGUUUCACCAUUAUCAGCUUAUACGAAGCGUUACUUUAGCACUGCAUGUAAUGUGAUGUUUAUAAUGGGUAGACUAAGCCCUUUCGUAUGUGUUUUUUAUGAAACAAAAAAUCAAAAGCAACAAUAAUCUGUUUAAUCUGCUCAUUUCGGUACGUUGUGGUCCUGUACGAUUUCCAACUGAAAUGUAAUGGAAUUAAAAAAUAUAUACAUAUAUAUUGCAAACGUGUGGCCACAUUUCAGAAAAAUGUCUCGCAUCUGCAUAUAAAUAUAAGAUUUUCAUAUGAAAUUGUCUGUAGCUUUUUAUUAAUUAGCAUAUGUAUGUAUGUAUUUGUCGUGUUUGACAUUGUAAAUAUAUAUGUAUGUAUAUACGUCAACGAAUAUCGUGUUCGGUUAUAAUUUCGUUUUAAGGAUUGCGCAAAACCCUCCAUCAUCUUACUUUAAUCUAAUUUUAACAAUAAUACAUAUUACAUAAUUUAAUUUAUAUGAUUACGAAAUAUA
This is a messenger RNA of Bactrocera neohumeralis, 5917 nucleotides long. It is a transcript of the gene pbl, whose product is annotated as protein ECT2. Lineage: Eukaryota; Metazoa; Arthropoda; Insecta; Diptera; Tephritidae. Gene Ontology annotation, molecular function: guanyl-nucleotide exchange factor activity; GTPase activator activity. Bases 724 to 5142 code for a protein of 1472 amino acids. The record is from RefSeq and is a predicted model, not a curated record. The transcript is spliced from 13 exons. Gene Ontology annotation, cellular component: cell cortex; nucleus. Gene Ontology annotation, biological process: activation of GTPase activity; nervous system development; regulation of cytokinesis, actomyosin contractile ring assembly.